AUGGAUCAACUAAAGCUAGAACUCAAGAAGUUUGAACGAAGAUUCGAAAAAAAGCACGGAAGACCGCCUGCACGCGACGAUAUUCGAGCACUGCCGGAUCUUAAAUACAAAUACAAGCAGUACGCUGCACUACAACGCGAAAGACAGAGAGUCAAUGUGCUGCAAGUGACUCCGCGGAGAAAUGUGGAAGACGAGACCGACCUGCCUUUGGAAAUCGGUCCAACGCCUCAGAUGUACGGAAAGGUGCUGGGUUUAUUCGAUAUGAAGAUGUCAUCGCCAACUAAAGGAGUAGCUGUAAUGUCACCAGAGGGCUCAAUAGACAAUUUGGGAGCUGACCAAAGUAAUCAACGCUCACCGUUGAGAAAUGGCGUAAAAACUCAGCAUCUGGAUCUGACGGUAUCAAGCCGAUUAUCACCACAGAAAAGACCAUAUGGUCCUAACUCACCUUUCAAGUUUGACGGUGUUGAACUAUCAGUACUGACUCCCAGACGCAAUUUGCAGAACCUCAUAGCUGAAACAGAGAGUUUUGGUAAUGUAAGUCCGUCCCCCAUCAUAAAGCGGCCUAUGGGGAAGCCUUUGCUCCAAAUCGUCCGAGAAAGCGAGAAGCUGAUGGAAGAUGCUGACGAGUUGAGUGAUGACGAUGUGAUUUCGCGAAGCGUAAAAGACGUUUUCCAGAACGACGAGGAGCAACAAGAGGAUCCAACCACUGAAGACGAAUCAGAAGUUAUCUUCAAACGUGCAAAACGAAAGCAUAUCUUGCGACCGGCUGCUACCGGGUUGAGCACAUCAGAUACCAUACAAGUGAACAUCAAAGAGGAAAUGGCAAGACUGAAGCAGCAAGCUAUCGAUGAAGCAAACGGUAUUGAAACCACAAGCACCACAAUUACUCAAACAAGUUCUAAGGCCACAAGCACCACAACUCGGAAAAGGCCUCAGAAAUAUAACCUGGUCAGCAACAACUUCAGAAGGUUGAAACUUCCAAAAGCCAAGGGGAAAGGCAGAAAAUGGGGGCGACGCUAG
This is a messenger RNA of Lachancea sp. 'fantastica', 1020 nucleotides long. The record is from the annotation of a GenBank genome assembly. NCBI's taxonomy places the organism in Eukaryota, Fungi, Ascomycota, Saccharomycetes, Saccharomycetales, Saccharomycetaceae.